AUGUCCUAAAUUUUAGUAGAUAUUAUACAAAAGUUAGAUCAAGAGGAAUAUACUAAUGAAUUGGAAAUAAUAAAAGAAUUCAAUGAUAUCAUUCAUCUAAAAGUUUAUUAGCAACAUGUGUAUAAUUUCUGUGGUUAUCAUGCAACAUUCAAUAUCUUAUAAUUGCUUAACUAUUUUAAUAAAAAGAAAUGCUAUCUCCAUCAUUCUGUUUCAUUUUGGAAAUAUGUGAAAUCUUUCUAAGAUUAUCUUAAAUUAUAUAGAACUAAACAUAAUAUUAAUCAUGAACCUUGGAGCAAUUAUGAUAUAGAGCAUGGAGAUUUUGAAAGGUGUUUUAUAAAGCCUUGGAAAGAAAUUUAUCAUGAUGUUAUUGUUAUACAAUAUUAAUUUGGAAGAAUUGUUAAUAGUUAAAAGGAGAAAGAAUAAAUUGGAUAAGCGAUUUAAAAAUUUAUUGAAUAUUAAUAAGAAGCACCUUUAAUAUAAACAUAUUUGCUUGGUAUUACAUUUCAUUGGGUUUCAUUCGUUGCAGUGAAAUCUUAACAUACAACUAAAUUUUAUUUUAUGGAUUCUAAAAAUAUUGAUUAUUGUGAAUGGGGAGUUGAUCAAAUAUAAGAUUAUCUAAAUGAUAUUAAUAAUUAAAGAAUUAAAAUUGGUAGAAUUCCUUAUAAACCUUAUGAAAUAGAUAUGUAUUUUUAGGGAAUUCUAGACCUAUAAGGAUUAAUUAAACUUAUGAGUUAGGUUUUGACAGGAAAAUUAAAUUUUUAAGAAUAUUUAAGUGAUACUGCUACAUUAUUGUAUACAAAACCAUUAAUUGAAUCUUUGGGAAUGUCAGAAGAAUAAUUCUUAAACUCAAAUCCAGAAGAGAUUAAUUAAGAAUUAAUUACUAGAUGGGCUUCAGAGAAUAAACAUACAAUAUUUUGUGUCUUAGAAGAUGUACCAGUUCAUUUUGAAAGAUCGAGAAAAUUAUUAACUUAAGUCAAUAAAAUUACAUCAUAUAUUCAUUCAAAAAUAGGAUAAUAAGAAUCUCAUAAUCCAUUUUAAUAGUGUCAUGAUGUAAUUUAAGGAAUUGUUGAGAGUUUCAAAUAUUAAUGGAGUAACUAUCCGAAACAAAAGCAAAUUAAUUUAUAUUUUAAUGAUUCUGCUAAAUAUUAACAUGUCUCUUAUAUUACAUAUUUAAGGAAAGUUUAUUUUAGAGAAUUUAAGACUAAAUAACAUUACUAUCAUUUAAGGAUGUAAUUUUAUGAAAAUAUAUUUCAUCCUUAAGGUGGUGGUUAGCCUGAUGAUGUAGGAUCUAUCAUCAUUUAGGAUAAAGAAUUCAUUAUAAAGAAUAUGUAGAAUGAUAGGCAACAUUAAGAAAGUUAUGUUGAUAUUGAAUUUUCAGAAGAAGCUUAUGAAAUUUUAUUGAAUUGUAGAACAAAUAAAACUCCUAUUUUAUAGAAAGUUAACCCUCAUAUUAGACUUCUUCAUUCUUAAUUACAUUCAGCAGGACAUUUAUUGUAGGAAGAAUUAAUAAAGUUAGGCAAAAAUUUAAAGUAUGUAAAAGGAAUGCAUUUUUAAUAAGAAGCUUAUGUUAUAUUGGAAGGAGAGUUUGAAAUACCAAUAGAGUAAAUACCUAAAAAAAUUGAAUUUUAGAAUCUUUAAUUAUCAAUUAAUUAUUAUACACACUCUUAAGUAUUUGAUAUUUUAGGUUAUAUUCCUGAAUUUGUGGAGUUUUCUGAUAUGGUUAGAUGGAUAAAAUUAAGAAAUCAAGAUAUUGGAUUUCCUUGCUAUGGAACGCAUANUGAAAUAGAUAUGUAUUUUUAGGGAAUUCUAGACCUAUAAGGAUUAAUUAAACUUAUGAGUUAGGUUUUGACAGGAAAAUUAAAUUUUUAAGAAUAUUUAAGUGAUACUGCUACAUUAUUGUAUACAAAACCAUUAAUUGAAUCUUUGGGAAUGUCAGAAGAAUAAUUCUUAAACUCAAAUCCAGAAGAGAUUAAUUAAGAAUUAAUUACUAGAUGGGCUUCAGAGAAUAAACAUACAAUAUUUUGUGUCUUAGAAGAUGUACCAGUUCAUUUUGAAAGAUCGAGAAAAUUAUUAACUUAAGUCAAUAAAAUUACAUCAUAUAUUCAUUCAAAAAUAGGAUAAUAAGAAUCUCAUAAUCCAUUUUAAUAGUGUCAUGAUGUAAUUUAAGGAAUUGUUGAGAGUUUCAAAUAUUAAUGGAGUAACUAUCCGAAACAAAAGCAAAUUAAUUUAUAUUUUAAUGAUUCUGCUAAAUAUUAACAUGUCUCUUAUAUUACAUAUUUAAGGAAAGUUUAUUUUAGAGAAUUUAAGACUAAAUAACAUUACUAUCAUUUAAGGAUGUAAUUUUAUGAAAAUAUAUUUCAUCCUUAAGGUGGUGGUUAGCCUGAUGAUGUAGGAUCUAUCAUCAUUUAGGAUAAAGAAUUCAUUAUAAAGAAUAUGUAGAAUGAUAGGCAACAUUAAGAAAGUUAUGUUGAUAUUGAAUUUUCAGAAGAAGCUUAUGAAAUUUUAUUGAAUUGUAGAACAAAUAAAACUCCUAUUUUAUAGAAAGUUAACCCUCAUAUUAGACUUCUUCAUUCUUAAUUACAUUCAGCAGGACAUUUAUUGUAGGAAGAAUUAAUAAAGUUAGGCAAAAAUUUAAAGUAUGUAAAAGGAAUGCAUUUUUAAUAAGAAGCUUAUGUUAUAUUGGAAGGAGAGUUUGAAAUACCAAUAGAGUAAAUACCUAAAAAAAUUGAAUUUUAGAAUCUUUAAUUAUCAAUUAAUUAUUAUACACACUCUUAAGUAUUUGAUAUUUUAGGUUAUAUUCCUGAAUUUGUGGAGUUUUCUGAUAUGGUUAGAUGGAUAAAAUUAAGAAAUCAAGAUAUUGGAUUUCCUUGCUAUGGAACGCAUACAGUUGAAGGAUUAAAGUAAAUUUAGAUAACAAAUAUUUUGAAAAAAAAUAACUAAUUUACAAUAUUUUAUAUUUUAUGA
Paramecium sonneborni is the source of this 2964-nucleotide messenger RNA. Lineage: Eukaryota; Ciliophora; Oligohymenophorea; Peniculida; Parameciidae. The record is from the annotation of a GenBank genome assembly.